Daldinia caldariorum is the source of this 3626-nucleotide messenger RNA. RefSeq lists its product as uncharacterized. The transcript has a single exon. The record is from RefSeq and is a predicted model, not a curated record. NCBI's taxonomy places the organism in Eukaryota, Fungi, Ascomycota, Sordariomycetes, Xylariales, Hypoxylaceae. Gene Ontology annotation, cellular component: mating projection tip. The coding region runs from base 541 to 2946 and encodes 801 amino acids.
GUCUGUUCGUUGCGGCCGCGAGGUGGGUUGAGAUUUGAUAUUACAACGACUUCUUUAUCAUUCAACACCUCUCCCCUCCCCUCCAUCAUGUUCAUUGUCCCACUACAAUCACUUUUUUUUACUUGCCAAUUACAACAAUUUUCUUUUUUAUUUCUCUGUCACCUACUGUGACGUUAAUGCAGUUACGGUACAUACGAUACAUCGUUGAAUGAAUCACAAUUUUUUUUUUCCCUUUUCUUACUUUUCGGCCGCAUUUUCCCUCUAUUUAUAAUUCCUUUGGCGAUACCCUUUUGUUCCAUCUUAACAACACUACAUCGUACAGGAGCGGCACAAAAGUCCCCCAAGAAGUACAUCUGGCAUUGCUUUUAAGAAGACGAGACAAUCUAUCAGGAAAUCCAAUCCUGCUUCGUUUCCCUCAUUUUCUCUUCUUCGACAUUUCAGUUAUACCCGCGUUUUUUUCUUCAAUUUUGUAUUUUUUUUUCCCUUUUACGACAAUAAGAACAUCCAAAACAUUUGGAUAAACUCGAGAAACCCAAGCCUAUGGCUAUCUUCCGCGAACAGGAGGGCUUUCCUCAAGUGCCUCCUUCACUAAAACACGAUGCCUACGAAACCAAGGAUGUACGAAGCAUGAAGACCCGCGAGCUUCUAUCUCAGAGUUCCGCCAAAGGUCCUACUCCCUACCUAGGACUCGGCUCGCGACUCUCGCAGAUCUGGUUCAACCGAUGGACUAUUCUACUACUCCUGGUAUUGGCCAACUUCCUUUUGACCAUAGGAUCUCUGAACGGAAACCUCGACGAUGCUAAGGUGAAGGCUCUGGCGGCAUGUACGAAGGUCGAAGACGUUGGUAGUGCCAUGGCUUCGAUGCCUCAUUACCUGUCCGUCGGAGUCAACCGCCUCACUGCAUCUGGCAUCACCGAAUCUGUACACGCUUUGAUGACCAUUCUCGACAUGAUCCUUACCGGCAUCGAGCAGCUCAUUCUUUUCGUUAUCGGUAUGAUGACAGACACCUACGUCUGCCUGAUUACCAUGGUGGUUCAUGGAGCCCUGAAUGCAUCUUCGCUCGUCAUUACCGAAACCACUGAAGCUAUGAACCAUGCCAUUGAUGGCGUUGCUCAGGCAAUCAACGGCACAGCCGACGACCUCCAGAAACCUGUGGACACCAUGUACUCGAUCAUCAACGGCGCAGUCAACGCAGGCGAACAAGCUACCAGCGCCGUUGGAGGAGCUAUCAACACCGCAACGGCGGCAGUUGGUGGGGCCAUCGAGACUGCUAUCAGUGGCAUCGGUGAUAUCUUCAACAAGCGUGAUGAUGCACCACCCCCGCCAGAGAUUACUGGUACGGUUUUCAAACGUCUUGAUAUUCCGCCUAAGCCGCAGAUCGCUGGCGAUAUCAAAGCGAUUGCUGCCAAGCUCUCGAACGUCAAUAUCAAUACCACCGGUUUCGUGUCGGAUUUGGACGCCCUCAACCAAGAGCUCCCUGAUUUCGACGAUAUUAAGAACCUCACUGCCAUGGCUGUAUCGUUCCCGUUCAGCCUUAUCCGAGAGGAACUCACCAAGGCUUACGGCAACUGGGAGUUUAACGAUAGCAUAUUCCCCGUAGCCAAGAAGGAGGCACUCUCCUUCUGUUCUGAUAAUACUGCCAUCAACGACUUCUUCGAUGGAUUGUACGAAAUCGCCCAUACCGCCAAGAUUGUGGCCAUCGUGGUGUUGAUUCUCCUUGCGAUCGCCGCCUGUCUCCCGAUGGCCUACAUGGAGAUGCGCCGAUGGCGCCGUGCUCAGAUCAGCGCUUCAGAUGCUUAUGACGACAUGGAUCUCGUAUACAUGGCUUCACGCCCGACAACGGCUCGAGUUGGUUACUGGAUUGCUUCGAAGUUUGGCGAGAAGCGAAGGGUUCUGGUACGAUGGUGUAUCUCUUACGCCACGUCACUCCCCGCUCUCUUCGUCCUUUCCCUCGCGUUAGCCGGCUUUUUCUCCUGUUUCUGCCGGUGGAUGCUAUUGAACACUAUCCAGAAGGAGAUCCCAGAGCUUUCUAACCAAGUGGGAGAUUUUGCCAACCAGGUUGUAGGCACCCUAGACAACGUCUCACAGAAAUGGGCCGACGAUGCAAAUGGUGUCAUUAGAUCCUUCAGCACUGAGAUUAACGACGAUAUCCUUGGAAAGGUGACGAAUGGCACUGCCGCCAUCAACAACACCCUGAACACCUUCAUGUCAGAGAUUGAUAAGGGCCUUACCACGGUCUUUGGCCAUACAAUGUUCAAGGAUCUUGCCGCAAACACGGUUCGAUGCUUGAUUGGGCUGAAGGUCGAAUCAGUCCAGAAGGGUCUCACCUGGGUACAUGACCAUGCUCAUAUCAACUUUCCUAUGUUCCCUAAUGACGUCUUCUCUGUCGGUGCCGCUAAGUCUAUCUCUGGCGAUUCGGACAUGACAUCUUUCCUGGCCUCUCCAAGCAGUGUCACCACUGACGAGAUAACAAGCUCUGUCACUCAUGUCACAGAUUGGUUGCGCAGCGGUAUCAUCCAGGAUGCGUUGGUUGCUACUGGCCUCCUCUUAGUUUACGUGAUAAUUGUCCUGAUAGGUGUCCUCCGUACCCUAGUCGGCCAUAGUGACGCCGCAGGAGAUGCUCGCAAGAGGCGAAUAGAUAACUUCGACCCCUAUCAACCAUCUGGAGGCAACCCGCCUAUGCAGAUGCCGCAGUUCGGCGGCGCAGGCGACGCCAGUGCUCACCCUGAUCACCAAACCUCGCCAUUUUCCCGGGACGACGCCUUCAGUCGCGGAACUGUGCACGGCGGGCCUGUCACGACCGAGGAGGCACCCCCGUACACGCGCCACAGUACCUACGUCCAAUACGGCGACACGAAGCGCGCGGACCACGACCCGUUGCCGCCUAACUAUAACGGUGGACGAGCGCUGAUCGUGGACCCCUUUCGAGACCCGAAGCACGGUUGAUCAUCAUUAGAUCUCUUUUAUUACUUAGGGUGACUAUGCGCAGUCAGCGCAGUCCCUUUUUCGUUUUCUUGUCUUUCAUUCAUUGGCGAUUGUUAUUAUUAUUACAGCGUACAUGCAUACAUAUAAUCGAACAGGCAUUCUUCCUUUCACUAAUAUCAGAGCAUACCUUGCGUUUCCUUCUGCGGAUAUCUCUAGGGUACUCAGCCGCGAGGUGGAUGGAUAGAUGAGACAUUAUUCUUGCAUCGGCAUUGGUACGGUACGGUACGGCAUGGUAUGGUAUUGCAUUAGCGACAGGCAUUCAUUCGUUCACUCAUUCAUCUGUCAUACUCAUUAGGCGAAGAGAAGAGAAGAAAAAAAAUCAAGAGGGGAAAGAGAAAGAGAGAUCCGGUAUCUCGGCCCAAGCCACCAACGUAAUUACGACUCAGUCUUCUUUUCCUUUUUUUCGUCUGCAUUGCGCGUCCCUGGAGUGGACAUAUGGUUUACUACUACUAAUGGAGAUUGGUCGUUGGACAUUGCAUCUGCGGCGUUUGCACGAGGGGGGAUGGAUUCAACGGUCUGGACAGAAGGUGACUUGGCUUGGUUUGGCUGUGUGAUAAUCAGGGAUAAUAGGUAGUUGCCCUGUAUAUUAGUUGAGCGAUAGCGACUCAAAAAGGAAUAUUCUUAAAUAACUUCUAUCCUUG